This is a messenger RNA of Canis lupus familiaris (dog), 1707 nucleotides long. RefSeq names its product KIT ligand (gene KITLG). Gene Ontology annotation, biological process: cell adhesion; positive regulation of cell population proliferation. Gene Ontology annotation, molecular function: cytokine activity; stem cell factor receptor binding. The record is from RefSeq and is marked validated. Gene Ontology annotation, cellular component: plasma membrane. Bases 195 to 1019 code for a protein of 274 amino acids. Lineage: Eukaryota; Metazoa; Chordata; Mammalia; Carnivora; Canidae. The transcript is spliced from 10 exons.
UUCACUCGCCGCCUUGCGCCCGGACCCGGAGCGGGAGCGCCGCGGAGCACGGCCGCGGAGGGGGCGCUGCGCUCGGGCUGCCCGAUGCGUGGACUACCUGCCGCCGCCGCUCGUGCAAUAUGCUGCAGCUCCGGAGCGUCUAAGCCGAGUCGCCACACCGCUGCCUGGGCUGGAUCACAGCGCUGCCUUUCCUUAUGAAGAAGACACAAACUUGGAUUAUCACUUGCAUUUAUCUUCAGCUGCUCCUAUUUAAUCCUCUGGUCAAAACUAAAGGGAUCUGCGGGAAACGUGUGACUGAUGAUGUGAAGGACGUUACAAAAUUGGUGGCAAAUCUUCCAAAAGACUAUAAGAUAGCCCUCAAAUAUGUCCCCGGGAUGGAUGUUUUGCCUAGUCAUUGUUGGAUAAGCGUGAUGGUGGAACAGUUGUCAGUCAGCUUGACUGAUCUUCUGGACAAGUUUUCAAAUAUUUCUGAAGGCCUGAGUAAUUAUUCUAUCAUAGACAAACUUGUGAAAAUAGUGGAUGAUCUUGUGGAGUGCACAGAAGGAUACUCAUUUGAGAAUGUAAAAAAAGCACCUAAGAGCCCAGAACUCAGGCUUUUUACUCCUGAAGAAUUCUUUAGAAUUUUUAAUAGAUCCAUCGAUGCCUUUAAGGACUUGGAGACGGUGGCAUCUAAAAGUAGUGAAUGUGUGGUUUCUUCAACCUUAAGUCCUGAUAAAGAUUCCAGAGUCAGUGUCACAAAACCAUUUAUGUUACCCCCUGUUGCAGCCAGCUCCCUUAGGAAUGACAGCAGUAGCAGUAAUAGGAAGGCCUCAAAUUCCAUUGGAGACUCCAACUUACAAUGGGCAGCCAUGGCAUUGCCAGCAUUCUUUUCUCUUGUAAUUGGGUUUGCUUUUGGAGCCUUAUACUGGAAGAAGAAACAACCAAAUCUCACAAGGACAGUUGAAAAUAUACAGAUUAAUGAAGAGGAUAAUGAAAUAAGUAUGUUGCAAGAGAAAGAGAGGGAGUUUCAAGAGGUGUAAUUGUGGCUUCUAUCAACACUGUUACUUUUGUACCUUGGCGGGUAACAGUUCAUGUUUGCUUCAUAAAUGAAGCAGCUUUAAACAAAUUCAUAUUCUGUCUGGAGUGCAGACUGCAUUUUUAUCUGUUCUUGCUACCCAUGACUCUAUAUGGAUGAUUCACAAAUUGGAACAAAGUGUUUUACUGUGAAACUGGCACUGAAUUAAUCAUCUAUAAAGAAGAACUUGCAUGGAGCAGGACUCUAUUUUAAGGACCUGGGGGACUUGUGGUCUCAUUUAGAACUUGCAACCGAUGUUGGGAGAGAAAGCACGCGUCCCAGACUGCAUGCACCAUUUUGUAUGCCUCCAGAAGUGUCUAAUUGCUGAAAAGCCACAUAGCUUUAUUUUCAGUUACAACCUGCAGUGCAUAGUUAUCUUGGUCUCUGCAAGUAGAUUUCAUCCUGAAUAGUGGAGAGGUAAUAAUUUUUCUUAAAGGGAUCUGGAAAAACAUUUAAAAACAAAUGAUAGCAUCAACAACUCUACAUGUAGAAAGCAGUGGAAACAAAAUGAUUAGAGUAGGCAGCAUGUCAGCCUUGUAGAUGCUAAUGGUCUGGGUCUGAUCUCAGUCUCUUCUCAACAUAAACCUACAUCCCACUAGACAAAUGGACAUGGUUAGCUGGAUCUAUCCAUGCCUGGGAGCCAGUACUGAAUU